UUUAAAAGUUAGGUUAGAUCAUUGCAUGUUUUUUUUCUGCGUAGUGAGUGUAGUGUGUAUUUAAUGCAUAUUUUCAUUUUUCAAUAAAAAAAUAAUGGAUAACAACCCGUUGUGGAAUCGAAAAGAUUUGUUUCAACCCCCAGUCAGUAGCUACAAAGCAUCUACAGAAGAUCUAGAUCUAACUAAAUUCAGAUUGGCUCUUCAAGAUGGUAUCAGACACUUCAAAGACAAAUUUCUUGCGACCGAAGCGACAUUACUCGCCCGAAUAAUAUACAGAAUGAAAAUGAAGUUCAGGAGCGCAAAGGAUUUUAAGUUAAUCGAAACUUUAAGUCGAUCCUUGAAUAUCUAUUUCAAUACCGAUCUAUCUAGGCAUUUGAAAGGGAUGUUGGAUAUGACACCGAAAAGAUAUGGAUGGGAAACGGAAACCUAUUUGCCAGCAAGAAAUAUGCUAAGCUUUAUUUUGGUUAGGUUACAAGGAAUUGUGAAGCUUCUGGAAAAAAUAUAUGAAACAGCUGAAGAAAUAGCCAUUCAACUCACCCACAGACUGUAUAGAGGUCACUUCUGGACAUUGUUUCUUAUAUUGUAUGGCCUUGUUUCAAGAAUUUCCGUAUUAAUUAAGUUCAACACGAAAUUUUUCUGCGAAUUAUAUGGAAAACUUCAUUCGCAUUUGAACAAGUUGGAAAAUACUGGAAAAAACUGGUUGCCAAACGGCUACGAUUUUCCUGUUGAUCUACGAUCAUGGCUGGGAGUAAAUUGGGUCUAUGAAGACAUCUAUGUUGAUUUGACAUUUACUGAAACAAACAAAGUUAUGACUCUCUUGAAUUUGGUUGAUGAUGAUGAAGACGAUGAUGUCCUAUUUUGUGACGAAUAUAUUGUAGUUGAUGAUGAAGAUGAGAAUACUAAAAAAAAAUCAAACAGGCUAUCCUUUGUUAAAGAAGUUCUGGCCAGAAAUAGAAUGAGAGGAUUUAACAUUGACGAAAAUGAUAUUGGAGAAGAGAUCAUCGAGAUAAAUGAUACAAUUAUUACUGGGAAUAAUGUGAAACAACCUCAAGAAGUGAUGUGUUUGGGAAAUAUCAGUGAAAAUGAAAUUGAUUCUGGACAAGAUAUUGAUAUUGAAAAUCCAGACAUUAUUUUUUUGGAUACUCCAUUGCCUAAUAAAGUUCAGAAAAGCAAAACAAAGUCAAAAAUCAACAAAUCAGCAAAUAAAAUAAAACAGUCACCAAAUAAAAAGAGUAAAAAAGAAAAAAGUAAAGUUUCAAAAAUAAAUGCAAAACAACCUGAAGAAGAUUUUGGAGAAGAAAUAAUAUGCUUGAGUGAGAAUAAUAAAAAGGAAAUUGAUAUUGAAAAUCCAGAUAUUAUUAUUUUGGAUACUCCAUUACCGAAUGUUAAAAAGUCCAAGAGAAAGUCUGAAAAAAUCAACCAAUCAGCAACUAAAAGAAAACGUUUAAAUGAAAAUGGAGGAUCACCUAAAAAACAAAGUGAAAAGGGAAAAAGUAGUCAAGUUUCGAAAAAAGGAAAAAAGAAAAUGGAAAAAGAAAAUAAAGAUUCCAGCAUAAUUUUAUCAGAUUCGGGAUCAUCAAUUAUAGAUAUAGCAACACCAAAGACAAGAUUAAAUGUGAACAAAAACAAAAAACGUGCGAAAUAUGAAUGCUUUUUGUCAAAACUUAAAUCAAAAAGAAAGAAGAAGAAAAAAAUAAAUGAAAAAAACUGUUAAAACUUUGUACAAAAAUAAAGUUUGUUGUUAUAUUUAAUUUUCUUUUGUUACCUGUUUAAAUAUUCUAAAUCAAUUUUCUUUUGGGUUGAGAUGUUUUCAUUAGCAUUGGAAAGCACAAUUAUUGAAGCUAAAUUCAUUGAAUUAUAAUCAAUUGAGUCAAUAGUUGGCUAAUAAUAUUGUUAUUUUUAAUAUUUGAAAACAACAGGCGGUUGAAUCAAGUUUACAAUAUAAUUAUAUUAUAUGUAUUGUAAACAAUUGUAAACCCAAUAAAGACUUAAGUUUUCAUUUGUAAUAGGUAUUUAGUUUUGAAAAUAAAUAGUUUUUUAAAACAAAGUUACCCAAGUGGAAACUGAAUUGGCGCAGCCAGUAGGAUCCUCAGAGUGCAAGGCUAUUUGGAGACUCAAAAAACGGAGUUAGUGUUUUUUCGAAAAAAAAGUAGUUCGCGAAUUUUUUCGAAAAAGUUUUCGUUCGUGGAUUACAUUUUGAAAAAGAACUCUUAGAACAUCCAGCCCAUCCAUAUGAAUAUCGAUUUUUCCGACAUGUGUCUUUUGAAUAAUGAACAAUAAAUUCCGAAACUCACGUUAUCUUACCAACGAUUGUUAAAGUCAAAACUGGCACGAUUCCAUUAGAAGUACAUAACCGUACAAGCGAAUCUCUUACCUAGAAAACAUUUCGACCAACUGGAAGACAAUUGUGAUAUUUACGAAGAUAAUUUUAAAAUCUUUAACCUGGAACAAAUGCUACCUACCUCAAUAUUCCAAUCAUUAUGUAAAUAAUCCCUUAAAUCUUCUACGAACUGAUCAUUUAGAGAAGAACUCAAUGCUUUACAGCAAUUAGUUAUAUCCUUUCUCACGAUAUUUCAUAAACCAGAUGAAAAACUGUCAUUUACCAAUCAGGUGAAACAUAAAAUAAAGACAACAGACGAGAUCCCUCUGUUCACGUAAAAACUUAUCGUUAUCCCCACGUUCAUAAACAGGAGGUCAAUGAACAAAUUAAAAAAAUCAUAAACGAAAAUAUUAUCAAACUCUUGGUCAUCCCCUGUGUGGAUAGUCCCCAA
Molecule: messenger RNA, 2771 nt
Organism: Ceutorhynchus assimilis (cabbage seed weevil)
Lineage: Eukaryota; Metazoa; Arthropoda; Insecta; Coleoptera; Curculionidae
Source: the annotation of a GenBank genome assembly